GACGGCCCAGAGGGCGCAAAGAGCGACGGCCCCGCCUAUCCCACGAAGUGGUGGGAAUGGACCAAGAAGCAGGCGAUCUUCGCUAGGGCAUGGCAUCCCGAGCAGGACUUCAAAGACUGCAAGAUGAUAUACAACACCCUCAACGGCCUCGGCGUCUGGAAGGAGUGCUGCUCUUUCUGGGGCGGGAAGGUGAAGUUCGAGGAUUCGGCCAUGAAGCAUCGCAGCAUCAUCAUCAAUUUGUGCUACUUCACUCGGUUGAUCGAUAACUUCUUCCUCGCGCCCCUUGGCAGGGAGACGUGCGCCGAGCUAGUGAUGGCGGCGCUGCCAUUCUUCACCCCGUUGACGAGCGACACUUUCGUGGAGACGUCUGCUGGCGCGCUCGUGGCCCAUUGGGCAUUCGACCAGUCUGGCAAGGAGUUCGAGAUGCUGAUGGACAACCUCAAGUACGAUUUGACGGAAUCAGCAACGCACAAGAAGAUGAAGAAGCUCGCCGAAACUGCUUCCGAUAAGUCCACUGAGCUCCAGGAGCAAGUGGAUGAGCUCAAGGAGGACGCCAGACAGAAGCAGGCCCUUGCCGAUCGACCUCAGGCAACCAAAAAGCAGAAAGCAGAAGCCAGGAAGGCAGCCAUGUCGGCAGUGAAGGCCGCGCAGAAACUUGAGUUGUCAAGCAAGCCGGUCGAGUUGCACAGCUGGGCGGAGACUGUCGAGGUGAAAUCAGGCCCGCUGGGAUUGGGGGUUUGGGACCAGGAGCUAGGCAGCAAGAGGAAGCUGCGCGGCGUCUCGGCCUGCGAGGAUUACGUCUUCCACGUCAGAGGUAUGCUUGAUCACUUCGACAAGGACGGGGUCGGCGAGAACAUUAAGAAGUCGCUGCGCCGCGUGGCAUACAACUUGAUGUACAGGCUCCUGUGGAAGAAGCAUAGGCCUGGUCCUUCUAUCCGUGGGAAGGCCAUCGAAAAGUAUUCCAUCUUGCGCUCCGAUGUGCUUGCCCUGAUCGAGCGGCCCAUGCAACUGCUGCCUACCGGCGAAGGCGGUGGGGCGCUGACCGCCGCGGCGCUCGCAGAUAAGUUGCUGGAAGAUUGCACGAAGGAGGCUUCGGAGAAGCUGGCGGAGGACCUCAUGAGAAGAUGUGCCGGGGCCAUGCGUGCCUUCUGCAAAGCGAUUGACUUCCUCUCGGAGACGCCUCUGUCCGAGCGCCCCAUUUUCGGCAUGAUGAAGACUGCUUUCAGCGAGGCCGUCGGCGAUCGUGACAAGUUCGACUCCCAGGGCCGCUCUGACCAGAUCAAAACCGUUGUGCCCGCCCUUGCGGACGUUAUAGACAGCCGCGCCAUCAAGUUCAAGUGGGCCCCAGCUUUCAAGGCGAUCUGCACGGCCAUGCAGGACCACGAGUGCAAGCGCGGGUCGGAUGACAUCCAGGCGAUCAAUGAGUAUUUCGGCGGCCAGUCGGAGGUCGUGACGAACAUGAUGGACUUCAGGACCGGUGCUGUGGUGGAGCUCCUCGAGUACGCCAACAUGGACCUGUUCGCGGAAUUUGGCAGGUGCCUCAAGGAGAAAGGUCAGCUCCUGUUCGACGAGGUGGCCUUGGUGGACACUUUCUCUUCGAGGGCGCAGUUCAUCCAGCUUUGGUCUCGGCUUCUCGCGCCGCGGAGCACCGGCGAAGAUUCUGUCGAUGUCGAUGUCGAUGCCAUCUUUGCCGCCUACGUCAAGAUCGCCCGCGACUACGCCACUGCGGAGAAGAUCUCGGACGCCGACGGCAAGCUGAUAGCCGUGAAGGAGGAGCCGGAGGCGGAGGUCGACUCGCAAACCAAGGCGAGGAACUUCUUCCAGCACGUCGUCGACACCGCGAACGCGGCUUCGUUCGAGGCCCGCGAUGCCGAGAUGGGCGGGCUCGACCUGCUUGUCGAUACGAACGGGAAGAGGUUGCGUCUGUGCACUCGGGAGGCCCAAGGAUUGACGCUCAUCCUAGGUGGCAACGUUGUCUCCGGCGCCGCUGCUGACAAGGUGUCGUACCUACUGACGACGUUCAUGGACACCGAGUUCUGGGUAUCAGGUCGAACCUGA
Messenger RNA from Prorocentrum cordatum, 2058 nucleotides. Lineage: Eukaryota; Dinophyceae; Prorocentrales; Prorocentraceae. The record is from the annotation of a GenBank genome assembly.